Molecule: messenger RNA, 1651 nt
Organism: Ornithodoros turicata
Lineage: Eukaryota; Metazoa; Arthropoda; Arachnida; Ixodida; Argasidae
Product: beta-1,3-galactosyltransferase 1-like
Exons: 1
Coding region: 406-1437 (343 amino acids)
Cellular component (GO): Golgi membrane
Molecular function (GO): hexosyltransferase activity
Source: RefSeq, a predicted model, not a curated record
UCCCGCUCACCAACCAUCUAUGUGGCACACAACUGGAAGUGAAACGCGUGCGUGGAUGUGGAACACCUGCGGGACAACGGCAUUCCACCUGGUUCAGUACCUAUUCUAUAUGGCUACACAGAACUCGCAUCCCGGAGGUACUGAACUAUCGGCGCCGUCGUUUGGUGCGGCAGACAGUGUUUUCUAGCUUGCUGCCCGGUCCGUGUCGGUGUCACACUUACGGUCUUCUCCAAUAGCCAACAGCAGUAUCCGACAGAGAGAGGAAUGGCAAAUGGAAACUUUCUAAGGUUCGGUCAGAUAUGUGGAACAUUGUUCACCGAGCUGAAGUGCACGUGGUGUUCGCGUGGAGACCAUGCGAUAAGGAUAAGUGAGUGAAACUCUCAAGCCGUUGUCUCGUCGCCAGACAUGACGCUAUUCACGAGAACAGCGGGAAAGUAUUUAGUUACUCUCUGCUGUGCCGCCACUGUCUGCUGGCUCUGGAAGGAUCUCCCGGAAGAUCCCCCGGCGAUCCGCACCAUCUACCACGACACCAUGGCCGUUUUCGGUGAGGGUGAAGCACUCCUGUCUCCUAAAACGACAGACCAAGCCUCUAAAGAAAUCAACCCGCACCCUUACCAAUUCAUUAUCAACAAGCCAGACCUCUGCAAGGUACCUGAAGGUCAAGAACUUCUCGUGGUCAUUCUUGUCGCAUCGAAAGCCGAUAAUUUUCCGUUUCGAAAGAGGAUUCGUGACACUUGGGGUGACGUCGCCAUAAACCACGGCUUUAAAGUCGCUUUCUUGCUCGGACUUCCUAGACAAAACAGCACUCGAAACAAGAUCCUCGCAGAAGACGCCGAGCACAAGGACCUCAUUCAAGAAGACUUCGCUGACUCGUACCAGAAUCUGACACUCAAGACCGUCAUGUUGGUUCGAUGGGUGACUGAGUACUGUCCCAAAGUCAAAUUUGUCCUAAAAGCCGACGAGGACGUUAUGGUGAAUGUGUGGAGCCUUUGGGUCCAAGUGCAGACCUCGCUGAGGGGCUGCGAAGAAACGAUAUGGGGACGCUUGAUGAGAAAUAUGCCGCCAGUUCGUAACAGCAGGAAUAAGUGGUUUGUCCCCGAGAGCAUGUACGAAGCGAAAGUUUACCCUGAUUACGUGGCUGGUCCUGCAUACCUGUUUACGGGAGAUUGUGCACCGCUUUUGUACACCGCGAGUAUGACGACGCCUUUUCUUACCAUGGAAGACGUGUACAUGACGGGAGUGGUGGCCACUAAGGUCGGCAUAGUCAGAGUUCGACACCCGGGUAUAAAUGGGGGCCCGAAGGAGUUAGUGCCUUGCGGCGAACCUCCGGUUCUCUGCAGGGGUUUCUCCGGUUCGGUGGCGGCGCCCUCUCCCUUCAUCGAUUAUUGGGAGAGGGUUGCCACGAAGAAUAAAAGCUUCCGCUGCAAACUACCAUAGCGUCAACUCGUACUCCAACAAAAACAUGGUGCAAGAACUAGAAGAAAAGAUAUGGGAGCUAGCAGGCCUUUUAACAAAGAUCAGGAAGUUCGACUCGACAAACGAAACUUGUUAGAAGUUAAGUUACUUGCUACGUAACAUGUAGGCUUGGGUAGCUGAACAUUGUAUUAGCUCAGAUUUUGAUGUUACAAUGGGCGGUGCAAGACGUUUCAUA